UUCUGCAGAUUCGAGCUUAUCUGACUGCGUUGGCAGUUCCUUAUUGUGAUUCGUUUUGUAUAUCACGCGAUAGCGCAGCAUAUAAUAUUAUAUGUCGUCGAACAAAAAAAGUCUUACCACCGGCUGUGUAGGAUGUGCGAUAGUCUCCAUACGAGCCAUUAAGUCAAUCACACAUACAUACGUUUUAGUAUACUCCCAUUGAAGUAUAAUAAUACUAAAGAUAAUGGAUGAUUACGAAAAACAUUAUUUUUACUUUUCCACUCAUCGCAAAACUUAGUCAGUGAUCUUUAGUCGAUCAUGUGUAUACCUGGAGAGAGCUUGACGAACAGAUUUCAGCUCGGUGGAAUCAUUUAUUUGAAAACUGCUGUUGAAAUUUUAAUUCUUACAUGUUGUUCCGUUCAAUGUUAAACGUUUGACACGAUAAAUUGACAUGCAUUUAUUUUAACCCGACGCUUUGUUUUAUAUUAGUAAACUCUUCAUGUCUGUUGUUUUAAAGCAUUUGAUCGUUAAUUUGAUUAUUUAUUUUAAGUGGAGAUAUUGUAUUCAUGAGAGUGCAAGAAGUGAUCGUGGGUGACAUAUAAAUAAGAAUUCGCAUUUUUGCAAGGCACUCAAAAUGAUACCAAUCAAAGAUAACCAAGAUGUGGCUUGCUUCCUCGUCACAAAGCAUUCAUGGAAAGGAAAGUACAAACGUAUUUUUUCCAUUGGGUCAAUGGGCAUUACUACAUACAACCCAAAUACUCUAGAAGUUACAAAUAAAUGGGAGUAUUCAGAUUUUGUUAGUGUACAACCAAAUAAUAAAAAUCAAGUUGGAUCAUAUGAAUUCAGUAUAUCUAUGCGCAAAGAGAGAAAAGUAGAAACUAUGAAGUUUAGUUCUGAACACAGAUCCCAUCUAUUAACUGAAGCUUUAAAAUACCUGAACAGCUUUGCAGAAAAACCAAGAGAAACUUCAAGAUACCCAGCCUAUAAACAUCAUUGGUCUGACACCCGAUUACCAGUAGUAUUAGAAAUUACCCCAUACAGUUUGGAUCAGUUAGAUCCAGCAACUAAUAUGCUAUUAGCAAGUUAUUAUUUCAAAGAUUUCGAAGGUCUUGUCACUAUAAAAGAUUAUAAAGAUGGGUUUGUUAUUGUUCAUGGUGGUUUUGGCAGAUUGCAUUUAUUUUCAUCUCAGUAUAUUGAUGAAAUUAGAAAAAAGUUAGUUGAAUCAGCAGCCAAUAAUUUGGGUAUUAUUAUAAGAAUACCUAAAGAAUCAAUUAAUCUUGAAGAUUGUAUUGCACAGCGAUUAGGUAAAUUUAGUGGUGAUGAACAUAUAACUAGUGUAUCAGAAUUCACAGUUCAGAAGAAUUCAUCCAGACAUGCUGAACCUCAGAGACGAAUAUUAUGUUUAUCUGACACUUGUUUGUUAGAGAGAGAUCCUCAAACCUAUAAUAUUUGUACAUUAAGACCAUUAUCCGAUAUUUUUGCUUUAAUUCGAGAUAACAAACAUUCCCAACUAUUUCUCAUUCAAUAUGUGAAUGGACAAAUACGCAGUUAUUAUGCCACUGAAAGAGAUUCAAUAUUAGCAUCUUUAUUAGAUGGUGUAAGAGCAUCAGGAAAUAGAGAUGUACAUGUGCAGAUGUGUCCUACUGACAGAGGAAAAAGAUUAGGUCCAUUAAGCUUACCAGUUGAAGAAGAUAUAGAAAUGUUACAUGUUAAAUUUUUACAGCAGAUUCCUAAUGGGCAUACAUUUGAAGAUAUUUUGGAGAGAUUUAAUGCAAACAUUCCUUAUAGUGGCCUUCUUUAUUCAGUUUCACAAGAUAUAUCGAUUUUGAAUAUAUUUUCAAGUCGCGUAACUGUUAACAAUAGACCUAAUUUUCAGGGCCUGUUCACCGAAAAUAAAGAUAAAAUCUUAAUCAACGCUCUUAAUGCUGUCGUGCAUAAAGAUCUUAGUUCGGAUUCAGAAAUUGAGUCUCAAUUCCACGCUCUGCGGCGAUUAAUCGCUAGCAAAGUUGGUUUCACAGCUUUUACGAAUCUGCCAGGUUUCCGCGAGUCUAUUGGUAGUCGAGUUGUUAUGGCAUUGAAACGUCAAAAUUGCGGCGUGACUCAAGCUGCAAUUGAUUGCGUCUGUGCUCUCAUGCAACCCAUGCACGAUGAAUGCGAUUUGCGACAAGAGCAAUUGAACAAAAGCAGCUUGCUGGGAAAUAGUAAAUUUUUAGAAAGUUUACUUGACAUGUGGAUUUGCCAUAUUACUCACGGGACCGGAGCGUUAGUUGUUUCGGCAAUGUUAGAUUUUUUGACGUUUGCUCUGUGCGUUCCGUACAGCGAAACUACCGAUGGAAAACAUUUUGAUAAUUUACUGGAAAUGGUAGCUGAGAGAGGAAGAUCUCUGUUUCGAUUGUUUCAGCAUCCAUCCCUAGCGAUAGUAAAAGGAGCUGGCUUGAUCAUGAGAGCAAUAAUAGAAGAAGGUGUGCAAGAAGUAUCUGCUAAAAUGCAAGAAUUGGCACUUGCAGAAGGUGCCUUGCCCAGGCAUUUAUUGAAUAGUCUUUUUUCUGCGAGUACUGAUGGUAGAUUAUUGACUCACCGUCAAUUAUGCAGACAUCUGGUUGGUCUUUGGGUUACUGGUCACCCAACAGCCAUGGGAUUAUUGAAGAGAAUCAUGCCAAUUGGACUGCUAAAUUAUUUGGAUUCCGAUGAAAAAGUACCCGAUCGAUACUUAGAACAAGAAAGACUUGAUCAUCGAGAUAAUGUUAAAAUAGCCUUGGAUCAUGCUGCAAGAAACCGAAAAAAUCCGCAGUGGCUUAUGAUUGAGAAACAAAUAAAAGUUGUUGAAAAGCACUUGGAAAAUGCCUUAGAGCAUUGGGGUGCUAGAGUAGGCAUCGAGAGGCGAGAAAAAAUGAGAGAUCGUCCUAUUGUUUUAAGAAAACGUCGCGAAAGAGUUAAAUCUGAAUCCAAUUGGAAACUUUUCUACUACAAGUUUAAUCAAGACCAUGCGCUACCUAAUUUAAUCUGGAAUCACAAAACACGAGAAGAGCUACGUUCAGCGCUUGAAAAUGAAAUUCGGGCUUUUUCCUCUGAUAAAGAUUUAUCGGGUACUACGUUGAUUGCGUGGAAUCAUCGCGAAUUCGAAGUGCAAUAUCAAUGUUUGUCAGAUGAAGUGAAAAUCGGUGACUAUUAUCUACGACUAUUAUUAGAAAAAGAUUCGCUGGAAAAUCCCAUUAGAAAAUCGUACGAAUUUUUUAACGACUUGUAUCAUCGUUUUUUACUGACUACUAAAACUGAGAUGAAAUGUCUUUGCUUGCAAGCCAUGACUAUAGUUUACGGUAGAUAUUACGAAGAUAUCGGACCUUUCUCCGACACGAAAUACAUAAUUGGAAUGUUAGAGCGUUGCAUUGAUAAAACUGAACGAGAUCGAUUGGUCAUGUUUACGGAGAAACUAAUACUGCACCGCAAAAAUGUCAAAGACAUAAUGGAUCAAAAUGGCAUCAAAACUUUGGUUGAUCUUUUGACUUUGGCUCACUUGCAUACGUCGAGGGCGGUGGUUCCUACUCAAACAAAUGUCAUUGAAGCUGGAACCGAUAGUGAAGCCACGAUGGAAAAAGAAUGGUACUACAAUGAUGGAGAAAAAAGAAAGGGUCCAAUCAGCAUCAAAGAUUUAAAGGCUCUGUACGCAAGCAAUACCAUAAACCAUAAGACCAAAGUGUGGGCACAGGGUCUUGAUAGUUGGCGAGUCAUUGCUCAAGUUCCUCAAUUGAAAUGGUCCCUGGUCGCCAAGGGUAAUCCCGUGAUUAACGAGAGCGAGCUAUCGACUUUGAUAUUGAAUAUUUUGAUCCAGAUGUGCAAUUAUUAUCCGUGCAGGGAUCCCGACGGUGCUAUAAUAAGGCCAUUCCCACGUGUCAAACGUCUUUUGUCGGAUCUUCAGUGCCUGCCCCACAUAGUACAGUUGCUACUCACCUUCGAUCCAGUGUUGGUUGAACGCGUUGCUACCUUACUCUGCGAGAUAAUCAGGGAUAAUCCAGAAAUAUCCAAAGUGUACUUGACCGGAGUUUUUUACUUUAUUCUCAUGUAUACCGGAUCCAACGUUCUUCCGAUUGCUAAAUUUCUCCAACUCACCCACAUGAAACAAGCUUUUCGAGGCGACGACGUUCAAAUUUCCGACAUCAUGCAGAAGAGUAUCCUAGGCCAGUUACUGCCGGAAGCCAUGAUCAAUUACUUGGAGAAUCAUGGACCAGAAAAGUUUGCUCAAAUAUUUUUAGGUGAUUUCGAUACGCCGGAAGCUAUUUGGAACGCGGAAAUGCGUCGCACAUUGAUCGGUAAAAUAGCCGCUCAUAUAUCUGACUUCUCGCCGAAAUUGAAGAGUCACACCAUGGCCAGAUAUCAGUACAUACCUAUACCAGCCAUAAGGUACCCACAACUCGAGAAGGAGCUGUUUUGUCAGAUAUUUUACUUGCGUCACCUAUGUGAUACGGUCAAAUUUCCCAUGUGGCCAAUAUCAAAUCCCGUCAAAUUACUGAAAGAUGUUUUGAUCGAGUGGAAAAAAGAAGUGGAGAAAAAACCACCAGCGAUGACAAUCGACGAAGCCUAUAAAACGUUGGGUUUGCAAACUGGUCAGUAUCAUGAUGAAUCUAUCGUUCGAAAAUCUUAUUACAAGUUGGCUCAAACAUAUCAUCCUGACAAAAAUCCUCAAGGCAGAGACAAGUUCGAGGCUGUAAAUCAAGCAUACGAGUUUUUGUGUAGCAGAAACUGCUGGAAUUCAGAUGGUCCAAAUCCUGAAAAUAUAAUUUUAAUUAUAAGAACUCAAAGUAUCCUCUUUUCAAGAUAUGGGAAGGAAUUAGCUCCAUAUAAGUACGCUGGGUAUCCACAACUCAUCAAAACUAUUAAACUAGAAUCUGAUGAUGAGCGAUUGUUCUCAAAACCUGUGCAACUGCUUAUUGCGGCAAGCGAACUCUCGUACCACACGGUUCACUGUUCUGCUUUAAAUGCAGAAGAAUUAAGAAGAGAGGGUGGAUUCGACAUUUUGUUGAACGCUUACACUAGAUGUGUUUCGGUUUUAAAUAAAUCCAGUAAACCUGCUGACAUAGCAGUCCAAGUUUGCACUUACAUUACCAAAAGUUUCACCGUAGCUGGUAAUUUCAAGGGCUGCAGAGAAAAGAUUGUCGAACUUCCUCAAUUGAUAAAAGAUCUUUGCCGUAUAUUGCAUUUCAAGCACUUGACAAAAUUAUGUUCCGACGCGACCGAGUGCAUCUCUUCGCUUGCCACGGACAGUAUUUUGCAAAUGCAAUUCUUACAAUUUGGAGCUCUGUGGUACCUACUAUUAUUCCUGUUCAACUAUGAUUACACUUUGGAAGAAAGUGGAGUGAAAAAGACGGAAGAUGAAAAUCAACAAGAAAGCGCAAAUACACUUGCGAAGUUAGCCAUAAAAGCAUGCGCUAGGUUGAGUGGAUUUUUGAAGAAUGAGAACGAAACGCCACACAACCCAGUGACGGUUGCUGCUCUUGAAAGCUUACUAACCCCGUACCUAGCGCGGAAGCUUUCUUCGGAUCAACCAGAAGAAAUUCUCAAGACUAUCAAUUCGAAUUGUUGCAACCCUUAUUUGAUAUGGGAUAAUAGCACUAGGGCAGAAUUAACUAAAUAUCUCGAGAGUAAGGUUCAUGAAAAAGUUGUUAGCAGUAAUGGCAACUUAGAGCAUGACUUCUCGGACUUCAAGUAUUCGGCUCACAAGGAUGAGUUAGUGAUUGGAGAAAUUUUCGUAAAAAAUUACAAUGAACAACCCAAUUUCCAAAUUUUGAACCCACAAGGAUUCGCACUUGAUUUGCUGGAUUAUCUAGUUAAAGUAGAAAAUAUUAAGACUAUCAGUGAUAGUCGAAUGGAAAAGAACGUCACUAUGUCUUUAGAAGCAUUAAAAAAUAUUAUAAAAUAUAACCCUGGCGUGGAAAUUCAAUGCAUUGGUUAUUUUAAAUUACUCUUUAGCUUGAUCAGUGGUUCAAACAGUGCAUCCAUUCGAAGCGCAGCUUUGGAAGUUAUAUACAAUGUUACACAUAAUCAGGAAUGUGUAAAUGAUAUUGCAUCAAAUGAAGUAAUAGCUCAUUUAUUACUCAGCUUGAAUAUACUGCGAGACAAACAGAUUUUGAUUUUAGAAAUUUUACACGCUUUGAUGAGCACUACCAGAAUUGUGAAGGAUGCCCUCAUUAAAGGCGCUGUAAUCUAUGUUCUUGAUUUGUUUUGUAAUUCAAAUAAUAUACAAAUCCGUGAACUUGCUGCCGAACUCUUGGCAAAAAUGUCUUCAGAUAAACUUGCUGGACCUAAAGUCAAAUUGGACAUUUCGAAAUUCUUGCCAUACUUGUUCAGUGAAGCUAUUCGCGACUCGCCAAAGCAGUGUGUCCAGAUGUUUGAAACUCAACACGAGAAUCCUGAACUCAUUUGGGAUGAUGAAACUAAAGCUAAAGUAUGCGCAAGCGUCUCGGAACUUAAAUCGGAGUUUUACAAGCUGCAAAAGAAUGAUGAAAAAGUUAUUCUGAAAUUACCGGAAAACAAGAACAAUAUCGAUAUUGCCAAGAACGAAGUGGUAAUUGGUGGAGUCUAUAUCCGACUAUUUAUUUCAAAUCCAGCUUGGGUUUUGCGAAAACCAAAAGAAUUCUUAAGCGAAUUAAUGGAUACCAUUUUGACGUUGAUGGCUAAGGAUAAAAUGGAGUCGGAAACAUUAGACCUUGCUACACAGGGAUUAAUUUGCCUUCUGCAGUCACAACCUUCUCUUGCGGAUCAUGUUCCAUCUUUUGGUUACAUACCAAGAUUAUGCCGGCAAAUGUCCGUUCAGAGUGCUCAAACUUUUGUUUAUAAAGCAGCUAUUUUAAUACUUCAUCAAUUGGCUAAUAGCGAGAUUUGUAUAACUUCGAUGAGUCAAACAGAAUGUAUACGCCCACUGAAAUAUGCUAUGCAGACGCGCAAAGAUAUGAUUGCAGUAGCAUGUGAAACGUUAAACAAGCUAUUUUCCACCAACGAAGAUAGACUUAUAAAGCAGGCUUUAGAAGCAGAAAUGGUAUCUUAUCUUUUAAAUAUUUUGGAAAAUGAAUCGAGUUACAUCGAAAACUCUGCUGCAACUAAAGCUCAAAUUGUCAAGGCACUAAAAUCAAUGGCAAAGAGUAUUUCGUAUGGAGAUAAAGUAAAUGGUAUUCUCGAAAAGUCCAAUGUUUGGGCACAAUACAAAGACCAAAAACACGAUUUGUUUAUAUCAAAUGUAUCUUCAAGCAGUUAUCUUACUGGUACACUGACAACCGCCGGUUACUUGACAGCUGGUCCGAGUUCGACGAUUCAAACACAACCGCCGCCUGUUGACAAAGAAGACAAUUUUUUACAUAAUCAACAAAGUAUAUGAUGCUAAAAGCGAUUAUUGUUAAAAUGAAUAUUUAAAAACGGCGAUGUUUAAAGUUAAAAACUCUUACAUCUGUGAUUAAUGUAAUUUUAAGAGAAAAUUUUGCUUUAUAUUAAAACGAAUAA
Molecule: messenger RNA, 7467 nt
Organism: Trichogramma pretiosum
Lineage: Eukaryota; Metazoa; Arthropoda; Insecta; Hymenoptera; Trichogrammatidae
Gene: Rme-8
Product: dnaJ homolog subfamily C member 13
Exons: 15
Coding region: 614-7345 (2243 amino acids)
Biological process (GO): endosome organization; receptor-mediated endocytosis; regulation of early endosome to late endosome transport
Cellular component (GO): endosome membrane
Source: RefSeq, a predicted model, not a curated record